AAUGGAAGUUAUCGUGGAGGUGAAACGGACUAAACUUGCUCGGUUUCCCAGGAUUUUGAGCUCGGCGUUUGACUGUUUUGAGCACAGACAGCCGUAACACCGAAAGCCAUCUCUGUGGCUGCUGGUCUUAUAACGCCCCCGUAUGGACGAUGAGGAGGAUGAUGUGUUUGAGCCAGACCUCCACUGCUGGCGCACCACAUUCAGGGAGAUAAAGUGCGAAGACAGGGGCACACAGACACCCGGCCCUGCCCUCACAUUGGCCAACGGCAUGCUGCCCUGUGGAGUCGCAGAGGAGCCCAGACCACUCUUCUACGGCAACGCGGGUUUUCGAUUGCACUUCCCAGCACACUUUGAGCUUGUCGGGGACCAGGAGGCGCGGCAGCAAGAAAGGGAAGAGGAGCAGAACGGGAUGGAGCAGCGACCCCGGCAGCAACCUGUUGCGCGCAGCGUAGAGGCCCGCAUCGGCCAGAAACUCCAGCUGAUAGGAGACCAGUUCCAUCGGGAACAUCUACAACUGUAUCAUCGAAACCAAAGGAACCAGGGGCCGUUGUGGUGGCGCCUGGCCUCGGCUCUGCUCAACCUUCUUUUUGACAGAGGGGCUUUCGCCGGAGGAGGUGGAGCAGGACGGAGGUGAGAGGACCAUUCAUCCUCACCAUUCCCCUUUUCCCCAUCUUUUCUGAGGAACUGGACUCUAAUGGCACUGUCAAAUCUAACACGGGUCUGUUGGGGGAGAAAGAAAGAAAGGAGCAAGGAGAGGUCACCGCGGGACGGAGACAACCAGCUUUUUUUACAAGGUCGUUUUUUUGUCUUUCCAAGAAGAUGCCAUGUUGUUUCCGAGAUUUCCUCUACAGGACAAUGUUCAUAUUUUGGUAAAUGUAUGGUGUAGUAGUUUUGUACAGUACAUUGUUCUCAUUGAAUUUGUUUGCACUUCAACCUGUAUCCAUCUGGAAUGACCUCCAUAGACCCUGAGAAUGCCUUAUUCGAUGUCUCCUGCCACAAAAGUAUGUGUUGAGCAAAUUUUAUAGGCAAGACAAGAUGGGUAGGACUUGAAAAAGGAAAGAAAUGUAGUUCAGGGUUUUCUUUUCUGAAGUUUCCCAGGUAACCAGUCAACUUGAUUUACUAAUUUCCAAAGAGGCAGUUUCUCAGAACAAAGCAUUUUGCACCUCAACGUCCAACUCCCCAGUGGAGUAUCUGUAUAUCUAUAUCUUUUUACACACACACACACACACACACACACACACACACAUGUGUUUUCAUACACUUCCAUUAUCUUUUAUGUUGUGAGUUUAAACAUCGACCCCCAGUGUCACUGAAAAUAUUGGGAACAAAGUGUUCAUUAGCCCAUAAGGCCAUAAAAAUAAUAAGUCUACCAUGAGAUUCUUUAUUUACAUUUCAGUCAGGAAGCCAGAUGUUUGUCUCCCCUCAAUUUGAUCUUGUUCCUAAUUUCACUCCAAUACAAAGUAUCCCCCAGUAUUUUCGAUGUGUGCUUUUCAUUUGAUUCUUUUCAGACCUCCAUGCCCUUGAAGUGGAGCUGUGGAUCCACUGUUUUUGCACUAGAAUACACCCUUCAAGAGUUCAGAUUGUGUUACCAAGCCAACCUCUGUCUUGUAUGAAGGUUUUCAGUUUUAUUUUCUCACUGCAUGAUUUCAGAUGUUUUCACUCACAUGUCCAAGACAAAUCAUCAACAUUGAGACCUGACUGAAUACAGACAAGCAUGGACUCCAGAAAUUCUGUGUGCCAGUGGUGCUGGCUAUGAAGUAGAGUGCCUCCAUUGAAAUGUCAGUGUUUCUAGCUUCUCUUCUUUAUUGUGCUUUUCCCAGCCUGUGUGUACUCUGAACACCAAACCAAUACUGCAUAACCAAUCUGUGAAACAGAAUCUGCUCCUCUCGGGAAACUUUUAUGAGGUUUUACACCAUUUUAUAUUCUGUUGGGUGAUUGUGUAUUGUUUUGGGUGCUCAGAACCUGAAAUGGGACCUUUUUUGAUACUUCACCACUGAAACAUGUAGACGACCAGUCUGAAUUGAGACAAAAAUCACAGUGAAAAAGACUGUACUUAUUGUUGAAAUAUGAAUAUGUUUGAAGACACUGUUGAAGAUGCUGUUUGUUAUACUUCCCAUUGCUGAACCUAGAAUAACUUCUGGACCCAAGGAGCAGUACAUAUCAGGAGGCUGUGAUCACUUGGUCCUUACAAUGUGUCACGUACAUCACUGCCAAAUUAGGAUUUCCUUUCAUUAAAAAACAUCUUCCAAGAUGUCUCAGGGACAGACUUUAAAGGCCACUGGUAACCUUGAGAAUCUGUUACAAAGUAAGAGUGAGCGCAGUGUUUUAGCCAUUUAUUUGUGAUGACACCUCUUGAUGUGGUUAUCAUCAAUUUUUCCACUAUCAAAUCAGUUCAAAUUUCUUUAGGCCAAUAUGUCAGCGCAUACACAAAGGUACAGUUUGACGAGUCUGAGGCUGACUUACUGACUGUGGUAGUGACAGGGGCUUCUAAGCAUGUGGUGGGAGGCAUGUGAGGUGCACUGAAUGUGGUCGUGGUUUAAGUUUCCUGCGGAUCCUGAACGCUGAGCCAGUCCCCAUAGCUCCCAGUCUCACCAUGAGCUGUUGACACGUCUCCUCCUCAGUCCUCCAUGUGUGCUGCUCCUUCAUUACUUGGGUAUUGUUCAUUUUUUUGUAAUUUAUUUUUUUCUUCUUAUUUAUUUUUGUAUAUUUGCCCAUUUCUACUGUAUACACUUGUGUGUGCAAUUACUUCUUAUUUUCCCUUUUUUCUUUUGGUCUUAGAUUUGUAUGUGGUUCGUUUGUUUGACUCUGCACAGCAAGGCCUGCCUGCAUUGUGCCUGGUAUUCCUUAAGGGUUGUUUUUUCCAGGGUCAGACCCAACCAAUUCAUUUUCUUUUUUUUACGUCACUCCUCCACCCAAUUUGCCAGUCAUGGGUAGAUUCAGAAAAGUGGUUGCUUGGUGCGUUUUUGAGGUUUAACCAUUGAACAGGGUAUGACUUUCCCCCUUACAUUUAAAGACUCAUGUCACCUAUCUCAGCAAGUGAUGUUAGAAAUGUUUCAAAAGAAGAUACCUUCAUAUACUCAUUCACAAGUCACAGGGCAUUGGUUUAUGUGUUCAAUUCUUUAAUCUUGAUCAUUGUUUUGUAAUCAACAUGCACUGGAAAGUACUUUGUUUCUGUAGAUCCCAUGGGUCCCUUAUCUAUUGUGUGUAAUUGUAUAGUAUAUUCUCUGGAUUGAUUUUUGUCGAGGUCUGUCACAGGCUAAUUUGUCCAUGUGUCAGCCGUCUAUCUGUUGCAUUGACCUGGUAGCCUGCCUGAAUGAUGGCCUGUUUGAUUUUUUAGAAAGGGAAACAAGCCACCAUGGUGCCCUGUAUAAUUUGUAGGAUGAGGUUCCCAAUCUGCACUCACCACGUUAACAAGGGAGUGUAGAGAGACCCUAGAGUGGGAUAUGUAUUUUAUGGAAACCGUCAGUGUCUUGAAUUUUGUAGUCCACUUUAUAUAAAUUUGAAGUUUUGAGGAAGGUUUUGAUUUUGAUUUCUUUUUUUUAUGAGAACAUUUCUUGCUCAUGGUCUUUCUUAACUUUUUAAAAUGUAUUUUCUUAUGAAAAAAGGGUCUGUUUUUAUAAGGACAGUUCAUGCUUGUAAAAUCAUUUUUAAUACGAGUUGGAUCCUUUGAAGUCCAAUGAGAUCAAGGGCUUUGUUUUGUAUGAAAAUGAACUUGCAACAUUCCUUGCACAUCUCAUGGUGGUGUUUAAACAAAACCAAGCAAACCAAAAUCAUUCAGUGUUGUGGUUAAUUUGGCUCAAGAGCUUAGAUCAUUGCUAUGAAAUAAUCUUCCUUUACAGAACAGAUGAACUGUAUGUGUAUUACUGAAACCCUGGAAAAUGCCUUUAACUGCUCAGUUUCAACAAAGUCUUGAUUAUCACACAAUCUCUGUAUACCAAGAAAUGAGACCCAGCGAAAAUGUAGCAUUUUUGUAAACAUUGACUGUGUGUUUUCGAGACUGUACUGUGCACUCAUUUUGUUUAUAUAUAUUUUUUGUUGUUGAUAUAAUAUGGAAGUAAAGACAAUUUGUUAUGUAGUGCAAUAUGCUGUACAUAAGGAGCUUUGCUCUACAAAUCUUUUUUUCUGGAUUUCUUGUUUAUUGGUACUUUUUUCAAUAAAAUUUUGUUGAAGGUGUUAAAAAAUUU
Molecule: messenger RNA, 4184 nt
Organism: Myripristis murdjan (pinecone soldierfish)
Lineage: Eukaryota; Metazoa; Chordata; Actinopteri; Holocentriformes; Holocentridae
Gene: bmf1
Product: BCL2 modifying factor 1
Exons: 4
Coding region: 143-634 (163 amino acids)
Biological process (GO): apoptotic process; positive regulation of apoptotic process; negative regulation of autophagy
Cellular component (GO): myosin complex
Source: RefSeq, a predicted model, not a curated record